ACUGUUUUUCUCGCUCAAAAUUUCUUGCUCUCCUCAUCAAAUCCGUGGAGAUCUUACGUUUCAGCUUAGUUGACUCCAAUUCAUAAUUGCGGAGCGCCAGAAUCAUCGUACGACUCAGCCUAUCGCGUAUCUAUAUUAGCAUUUUGCACCUAGAUUCUCGAAUUCAACGUCUUCUUCCUAGGAACCGCUGGGCCGGUAUGUCCUACAUCACUCGCUUCUUUGCCAGACCAACUCAGUUGCCAUCGACGUCGCUGGACGACAUGAAGGAUGAACCGAGGGACAUGAGUAUCUGGUCACGCGAAAGGCCAUACUCAUCGUCGCAACACGUGCUUGGAAAAGGUUAUGCUCAACCUUCUCCGCCUCCCUUGCCCGCACUCGUAACAGACUCUCGUGAGCAGGACAAGCAUGUUGGCCUAUUCGACAGUCCUGAGCACCCUCUCUCAGCGAGCACACAAUGGGAGGACACGGAGGAGUCGGCGGGGACCACGCCACGACAGUCAUAUUGGACAUGCGGCAGCCCGCCGGUUCGUGAUGAACAACCCCGACCAGUUCUUCGAAUAGACACUCAAUCAACCCCAAGAACCGGUUUAACAACUCUCGACCAAAACCCCUUUUCUCCGAAAUCUGCUUCUUGUGAUCGUGGAGUCGGUUUGUCUACUAUGAAUGGCAACAGCGGACAUGCGUCCGCUGCAAGCAGAACGUCCGAGGAGGAACCGCGCAGUCGCUUUAGCGCUUGGACAUCAACGACCUCUGGAACGCCGAAAACAAUCAGAGGGAAAAGGUUGACAAGGCAAAGUGCAUCAACUGUGCCUGCCAGUGGAAUCUCUCCAUCAAGCGCCGUAGUGGAUCUUGUCUACCAAUUUUCAUCCCCAGUGCGCCGCGAGCUGGAUACCGCUGGACCAGAGCAGAACAGACUGGCCCUUCCAGGCUGGCGUCCUCGAUCCAGUGUCUAUUCGCAGGCGACAAUAUUUCUCGGUGACGGGACGUCUUUCCAGAUGCCUCCAAGCCCUGUGCCGCCAAUACCCAAGAUUGCCCCUCACUGGAUCGCCGAUCCCAGAUAUGUCACAAGCCCCCAAGACGGCCCAACCGCCGGAAAGACUGGAAAUCAAACAUGGAUUUCUUCGCCUCAAACUCAUCAAACGUUUACGUCAGAGCACGAAUAUAGCAUUCACCAGAGCUCGGAGAACGACGCUGAAGGAGCUCGUUCAAAACCUUGCAAUUUAAAGAUUGACACUUCCAAAACUCGACCUCCAUCUGACGGCUAUUGGGUUCAAGGAAUACUGACGGCUCAUCUCCUGACCCCCAGUCCUGGGCAACAGGUCCGGAGUAUCAACGGCCAGCAUUCUUUAAUGACGCCCAAGGUUGCGGAUCAAAAAUUUUCAUUCACACAAAGUUUUUGGUCUCCUCUCUCAACAAAAGACGAAACUUUAGGAAAUGACUCAAGGUCUCAGGGCGAGGAAAUCAUCAUGUUUGGGCUUGAAGAAGAUACCAAUCAGAGACAUUCCCUGCGAAGUGCACCAGCACUUUCUCGAAGCUUGAUCGCGCAUCAUACUCCAUCUAUCAUCGACCAAGCUGACGCCGUCCCUAUACAUCGCCAACUUGCCUCUUCUGCACGAUCAGAUCCCGACACGCCGCGUCAAUCAAGCCCUUCUUCGCCCAUUACUCCAAGGACUGUAUGGUCUGGAUUCGUAAAUGACCGAAAAGACUCACGGCCUACUUUCGCGAGUCGUUCGUUUCUAAAAGAAAAGGUAGACUCGGAUACUACGAAUGCUUUUCAUCUUGCUUCCAAGGAUCUACCAGCCAACAGCUCAAAGAAGCAGAGCGAAACGCUUCCCAGAAGAGGCACGGCAUCUCCUUCUAGAAACUCUGUAUAUCAAGAAUACUUAUCUCCCCAACCGCCACCCUAUACGUCCAAGGCGCCAUCCUCUCGUGGCUCAAGCAAAAUCAUGCCUCAUGAGGAACAAAAUAAUUGCCAUCAAACUCCGCGGACCAUCCCUUGGCCGAGUUUUGGUGGCUCGCAUGACUCUCCAUCCGAAGAGUCCAUCCCGCGAACCCCUGAUGAGGAAGACGUCAAGUUCUAUGCGUCUAUAACCGGAUGGAACAAACCUCCAGGUACAGUUGCGGCAAAGGCUGCAUGCGUUGCUACUGAGCGCAGUGUGGAUAGGAAAUCUUUUCCAAAGCCCCCAACCAGCGACCGUCGUCGACUCAUCAAACGACGAAACCUGAUACGGUGGUUCAUUUUCUCAGCUUUUCUCAUUUGCAUAAUGAUAAUUCUCGCGGUUGUACUUGCCACUACUCUUCACACUAAACACCCAUCAUCACCACCAAUAUCCUUCUGGGUCAAUGGCACUGGGUUUCCUCCCAUGCCUACGGGAACCCUGACAGUAGCCCAGCCAAGCGCUGCCGUAGAAAAUGCAGGCUGUGUAAAUCCUUCGACCAUCUGGAGCUGCGCUCUACCCAAAGAGCAGCAAGCAGCGAUUUCCCCUAAUGCGCCUGACCAACCAAACUUUCGAUUCGACAUCCGGUAUCUCAACAGCAGCAGUAACAACAACGCUUCUGACGUUUCCUGGAUACCAACGCCCGCUGCGCCGAGUCUUGAGGACCAGAUAUUUCUCGGUAAUACUACCGACGGCAUCACUACAUCAUUGUACGAAGGAGAGGAAACACCAUUCUAUAUUACCUUCAUGUCCACUUUGCAAACAUCCUCAUCCUCAUCAGCUUCACUUAUCAAGCGAAGCCAAAGUACCAAUCCCAGCAGUGCCAGCAGCGCGACCGCAACUAGCAGCAGGAGUAUAUCAUCUGCGAUUCCGGCGCCGGACGUUGACGCAGACGGUGAUCCCGCACCUGCGAACCUUCUUCCCUACCCUGUAUCGCAGCCGCUUCGCCUCUAUAACCGUGGCUUGCCUACCGAGCAUUACGGCUUCUACAACUACUUUGACCGAUCUAUUUUCCUUUCUUCCAUCGACGGCGUAAGCUCAGCAGAUCUGGAUGGAGGCUCUCCCCAAGACCAAGCAACUUUGAGAUGUACGUGGGCACAGACCCGAUUUCUGGUGCAGAUUUGGACUAGAAGAGGUAACGCCACGGCGUUACUUCCCACCCCUGUAUCCGCAAUAUCAUCCUCGUCGUCUGUAUCGCCUUCUGUAAAGCAAUCUUCUUCCGCAGCUGCCUCUGCAACGGCGUCGGCUCUCAACUCAACUACAUUCUCUCGACCCGGUACAUUUCCUUAUCCUGUGACCAUCACGCUUGACCGCCAUGGCGGUAACGACGCCGAGAAAAUGAUCUACUGCUAUGGCAUUAAUUCGACAACCCGUGCCAUUGUUCCGUCGGACAAUUUCUACCAGGUUGAAGAUCGGGGGUUUGGCGGGACUUUGGUCAAUCCUGCCUCACUGGAGUCGAGUAAUGAAACUGCCAAUAGUGUCGCAAGCCGGAGCAUGAUAGCAGUCCGUGAUACCCAGUAUGGAGGCAUCGACGGCGGUACAGGUGGAUGUUCAUGUCAAUGGCAGAACUUUCUUGCACAGUCUUGAAGGAGCCUUUUUUCGGGUCUCAAGUCUGGUCAACGCUGGCCCAAUCUUCACUUUUCUCUUCCCUUUUAUUCACCUUUCGAUUUCAUCGGCAUCUUGCCUUUGUCACUUCCUUGCUUUCACGUCUUUUCCUAUUCCUUUACACAAAAUGGUGCAAAUUCUGGAAUGCCGAGUCACGAUCUGUCUAUUAGCGGGGCGGAGUUAUGGAGUCAUCCGGCUGGGAGCAUAUUGAGCGGCUUGUUUUAUCAUUUUUAUCUUCAAAGAUUAUCAAUAUGGGCCAAUCACUUGGGCGUUGGGUAGCACUAUCAAUCAUAUCCGUCUAUACUCUAUACAAUACAAUAGUAAUUGUCAUGCAGGUU
Messenger RNA from Xylona heveae TC161, 3880 nucleotides. RefSeq lists its product as hypothetical. Bases 198 to 3524 code for a protein of 1108 amino acids. The record is from RefSeq and is a predicted model, not a curated record. Lineage: Eukaryota; Fungi; Ascomycota; Xylonomycetes; Xylonales; Xylonaceae. The transcript has a single exon.